ACACAUCAUGAAGGAAGAUUGCUUGCUCAGACCAAAGUGUUGAAUAGUCAGACCAAAAAGUCAUGCUUAUGUUAUGUUUGCUGAACACAAUGGUCCCCAAUAGCGCUUUUACUAUUCUUCUUGGUUCGGUUCCGACACGAGUUGGACCUGUUCCAUUCAUCAUUUCUUUGUUAUUAAUUUGUUUGCUCCACUGCAGUCUGCAGUUGCUCAUUGGAGUCAGAGCCACACCGAUGUACAGCAUGAGAAACCAACGGUUCUGCGUGUAUCUUCUCACCCUCUUUUUCAAUUUGUUCACCCACAAUUUUCUUGCAGCUCUCACAACCAUUUCUACAAACCAAACUCUCACUGGAGAUCAAACUCUAGUUUCUGAAGCUGGGGUCUUCGAACUGGGUUUCUUCAAGCCAGGUAAUUCCUCAAACUACUACAUAGGCAUAUGGUACAAAAGAGUCACCAUACAAACAAUAGUUUGGGUAGCGAAUAGAGACAACCCUGUCUCUGAUAAGAGCACUGCCAAGUUAACAAUAUCUGGUGGUAAUUUAGUUCUCUUAGAUGCGUCUUCAAAUCAAGUUUGGUCAACAAACAUAACUUCUCCCAUGUCAGAUUCUGUCGUAGUUGCUGUUCUUCUAGAUUCUGGGAAUCUUGUGUUAACAAAUAGGCCUAAUGGUGCUUCUGCUUCAGAUUCUCUGUGGCAGAGUUUUGAUCACCUAACUGACACGUUCCUUCCGGGUGGCAAAAUCAAACUCGACAAUAAAACUAAGAAACCUCAAUACCUCACUUCAUGGAAGAAUAACCAAGAUCCUGCAACGGGUCUUUUUUCUCUGGAACUAGACCCCGAAGGAUCCAAUGCUUAUUUGAUUAGUUGGAACAAGUCUGAAGAGUAUUGGACAAGUGGUGCUUGGAAUGGACACAUUUUCAGCUUGGUUCCCGAGAUGAGGUUGAAUUAUAUCUUCAAUUUCUCGUUUGUGUCGAACGAGAACGAGAGCUAUUUCACUUAUUCCCUGUAUAACACUUCCAUUAUAUCUCGGCUUGUGAUGGAUGUCUCGGGGCAGAUCAAGCAACUCUCGUGGUUGGAAAAUGCUCAGCAGUGGAACUUGUUUUGGUCACAGCCAAGACAACAGUGUGAGGUAUAUGCCUUUUGUGGUGCGUUUGGGAGCUGCACCGAAAACGUGAUGCCAUAUUGUAAUUGUUUGACAGGUUUUGAGCCAAAGUCACCGUUUGAUUGGAAUCUGGUUGAUUACUCAGGCGGGUGUAAAAGGAAAACCAAGUUGCAAUGCGAGAAUUCCAAUCCCUUUAACGGGGAUAAGGACGGGUUCAUAGCAAUUCCCAACUUGGUAUUGCCUAAACAAGAACAAUCUGUGGGAUCAGGGAAUGAGGGGGUAUGUGAAUCAAUUUGCUUGAACAACUGCUCCUGCACAGCUUAUGCAUUUGACAGUAACGGGUGUUCAAUUUGGUUUGACAACCUUCUGAAUGUGCAACAGUUAUCUCAAGAUGAUAGUAGCGGACAAACUUUGUAUGUCAAACUUGCAGCAUCUGAGUUUCAUGAUGAUAAUAGCAGAAUUGGGAUGAUUGUUAGUGUGGUUGUGGGCGUGAUUGUUGGCAUUGGUGUUCUCUUGGCCCUUCUUCUGUAUGUCAAGAUUAGGAAAAGAAAGAGAAUGGUUAGAGCAGUGGAGGGUUCAUUGGUGGCAUUCAGGUACCGAGAUUUGCAAAAUGCAACGAAGAAUUUCUCUGAGAAAUUGGGAGAAGGAGGAUUUGGUUCUGUUUUCAAAGGAACAUUGGGUGACACCGGUGUGGUAGCAGUGAAGAAGUUGGAAAGUACUAGCCAUGUAGAGAAACAUUUCCAAACAGAAAUUACUACAAUAGGGAAAGUACAACAUGUUAAUCUCGUUAGGCUCCGUGGAUUCUGCUCCGAAGGUAGCAAAAAGCUGCUAGUUUAUGAUUAUAUGCCAAAUGGCUCCUUGGAUUUCCAUCUGUUCCAGAACAAGAACUCAAAGGUGUUGGACUGGAAAACAAGAUACCAAAUUGCGUUGGGAACAGCAAGAGGAUUAGCUUACCUUCAUGAGAAGUGCAGAGAGUGUAUUAUACACUGUGAUGUAAAGCCUGGAAACAUUCUCCUAGAUGCUGAUUUUUGUCCCAAGCUUGCAGACUUUGGCCUAGCUAAGCUGGUUGGAAGGGAUUUGAGCAGGGUCGUCACAGCAGCUAGAGGAACAACAAACUAUAUUGCUCCAGAAUGGAUUUCUGGGGUGCCUAUCACAGCAAAAGUUGAUGUGUACAGCUAUGGGAUGAUGCUUUUUGAGUUUGUAUCAGGUAGGAGGAACUCUGAGCAGUGUGAAGGAGGCCCAUUUGCCUUCUUUCCUACCUGGGCAGCAAACAUAGUUGCCCACGGUGACAAUGUUCUUAGCCUUUUGGAUCCUAAUUUGGAGGGAAACGUUGAUGCUGAAGAAGUGACCCGAAUGGUAACAGUCGCAUUGUGGUGUGUCCAAGAAAAUGAGACUCAGAGGCCAACCAUGGGUCAGGUAAUUCAUAUCCUUGAUGGAAUCUUGGACGUGAAUUUACCUCCCAUUCCAAGAUCUCUUAAAGUGUUUGUUGAUAACUAGUAGAAUCUUGGUUAGUUUCCUACACCGAUUUAAGCUCCACUUAGAGAUCACAGGUGAAGAGCCACGCCUCAUUGAACUCCUUUCAAGUAACAAGUAAUAUCUCUUCAGCAAGCUCCAUUUCCUUGGGAGGAGAAAAUUAGGAGUACAAGUUUGUCUGUCUUGUUAGUUGUUACUGGUACAAAACAUAGCAUUUUUUUUUUAUUUUGGUUUAAUUAUUAAUUUGAUCCUUAUAGUUUCAUCAUUUGUACAUUUUAAUCCUUAUAAUUUUAAAGUAAUUUUUUUAGUCCUCAUAGUUUA
This is a messenger RNA of Glycine soja, 2891 nucleotides long. Its product is annotated as G-type lectin S-receptor-like serine/threonine-protein kinase At2g19130. Gene Ontology annotation, molecular function: ATP binding; protein serine/threonine kinase activity. The record is from RefSeq and is a predicted model, not a curated record. The transcript has a single exon. The coding region runs from base 63 to 2594 and encodes 843 amino acids. Lineage: Eukaryota; Viridiplantae; Streptophyta; Magnoliopsida; Fabales; Fabaceae. Gene Ontology annotation, biological process: protein phosphorylation; recognition of pollen.